Exophiala bonariae is the source of this 3567-nucleotide messenger RNA. RefSeq lists its product as uncharacterized. The record is from RefSeq and is a predicted model, not a curated record. Bases 1 to 3567 code for a protein of 1188 amino acids. Lineage: Eukaryota; Fungi; Ascomycota; Eurotiomycetes; Chaetothyriales; Herpotrichiellaceae. The transcript has a single exon.
AUGUUUCAAAGACGGGGGACCUAUCUACAGCGCCUGUCCAAACUGUACUCCGAUACAAAGCAAUCCUAUGAAAGUGCAAAGGUUGCAACCAACACCACUGAUCCACCUGAUGUGAGAGACUUGAGACGCGACUUUCAGAUCCAACAGGAUCGUUUAUUAGCAUGGGGUAUGCACUGGACCGAUGUAGGGCCUCAAACCCCUGGCCAACAAAUCGAUGUGGAUAUCGACAAGAAAAUCGACCAGGCCGGCUUGGGAGAAGUCGUCGCCAGUGUCAUGUCCGAGAUCAAACGACUCCUGGAAGAAAGUGGCAGACUUGAGCACCCGGAACGAUAUGAAAUGAAGCAAUCCGGAAAAUCCAUGAGGGGUCCUGGUUCUAGUCCCGUGGCUCAACGUAAGGACUGGACCAGUCACGAGGUCCAAACUGGAAGGGCUCUACUCGACCAGCUGACCAACUGCAUCGAUGUUCUCUACAGUCUAUCCGAGUCAAGGAUGAAGGGUGAUGAAGAGAAGGGCGACGCUAAGCGCAUCAAGCAUUCUCACCAACCUUCUGAUGGCACCGAUUAUGCCCACCUGUUUGAUCAUCCACUACAUAUCGACUUCUCAACCCUCGAAUUCAAUGCCUACUUCUCCGACACAGCUGACCCUCCUCCUUACGAUUCCAAGGAAGGUUCAACCACUCCACGAGACCGUUCUAUCGCUUAUUAUCACACCGCUAACCAACCCGUCAUUGUCGAUUAUCUCACCGCCGACUGUCCUCCAUAUGUUGUUGGAAGUGCGGACGAUGUCUUUGAACUUCAUGAACUGGGAGGAAAUCUAUGCAAAAACAGAAACUUGUCAUGGUGCGGUCACCUGCGAUUACUCGGUUUCACCGUCGAUCCAAACGGGCCACGCUGUGGGAUGGUAUAUGGCUUACCAGAGGGACAUGACUCCAAGACCCUUCAACACCAACGAACUCUUACAUCUCUCAUUUCAAAUCCCAAUGCACAAGAUUCUGGACAACCCGCACUUGAAGAUCGUUUUCGACUAGCCUAUAACUUGGCCCUCUCCGUCAUGGGUUAUUUCUCCCAAGGAGAAACCCAUCAAUAUAUCAAUAGCAGCAACAUUAUCUUGAUCGGCUCCAACGAUCAAAUGCAUCGAUCGAAUCCUCACAAGGAAAUGCGAUCCCCAUAUCUACUCCAGUCUUGCCAAGAUUUCGUCUCAAGGCUACAAGAGGAAGAACCUUUCGCGGCUUCCAUAUACCGACAUCCAGAUCAUGACAUUCAUGCAGCAGAGACCGUCCCAGCCUAUGAUAUCUACAGUCUAGGCUUAUUGUUACUAGAGAUUGGUCUUUGGAUUCCUCUCGCCAAAUUGUGGAAACCAAAAUACAAUCGUGGCAUCUUUAUGGAACGUGUUCAACGCAUUUAUUCGCAAAAGUUGUCGCCAAAGUGUGGGAGCAAGUACAUGCGAGUGGUACAAAAGUGUCUACAAGCCCCAUCAGAACUGCAAUACCGCAACAACUAUGAAGAUGCUGGAGCUUUCCUCCUACAGAUAGCCAAAGACCUUCAACAAUGCUGUGUGCUUGACGAAGAUGGACCACCACCUGUCUCUGACAUUGAAGUCUUUGAACUCCUUAUCAUUGAGCAAAUGUGCAAGGCGGAAGAAUUGGCUGCCGCCGAGGAGAAAAAGUCAUCCUUGGUCUCGGACAGGGUUGAAGAUAGACCCGAACUUCCCAAACGGGCAAACUCAAAACGCAAGGCAGAUGCAAUCCAACAGAAGGUCACAACACCACAAGUACCACUGAAGAAGUGGCCUGAUGUGGAUAUUCCACAAGAGGAUCUUGAUCAAUGGAAUACUGUUCUCAUGCCCAAGCUUGGCAAGAUGUUGAACACAGCUUUGAAAGAUACUCCUGAAUCAUGCAGCCUGAGUCUCAUGAUGUUCGGUAGUAGUCCAGAGAGCGCCAAAACCACCAUCUGUGUACAAUGCGCACAGAUCAAUAAAGUCCGCGACGUCCUGCGAAAACGUUUCCGACCAAAGAAAGGUUGGGGCGUCGUCAUACUCAAUGGUGAGGUGAGAAGGAGUGGACAAAGGAGACGACCUAGAAGAUCUGGGUACAAUUCCAAGUCUCAAAAUCGCCGCGCUAUUGCUCGGAAACCUAGAGAACAAAAAUACCAGGUUCACCCAUCGAAUGGAGCCAGUAUUGGUGCAUUCAAAGACCACGAACAUCUUCCACCAGUUUCAUUCGGCGGCACCAUCCUUGUCGAUGGCGAUCCUUUCGGACUGACUGUUCACCACAUGCUUGACCUCCCUAGUGAUGAUGAGGAAGAUGAGGACAACCAAGAUUUGACUCACGACCAUCCCAAAAGGGCAGCAGCUCCUGCACGAACCAUACCUGGUCAGUUUGAUUCAUCAGCCGAUGUACGUUUUAUGCAAUCUGAGGAAGAUCUCUCCAGGUUUUCCGAUUUUGAAAUUUCUGACGACGAAUACGAAGGCAGUGAUGAUGAUAGUGACACCAGUACGAUCCGUCCCGAUUAUGCCAUCAUGGAUGCUGAUGGAAAUGAAUUCUGGUUCCUAGAAGAUUCACCACCUGAACUUGACGAUGAUGACUCCGAUGACGAUGGAUCUUCCUCAUCAUCCGAUGAUGUUGAUGAUGCUGCAUCAAUUGGCGACAAAGUUGGCAUUGCACCAUAUACUGAUGACGACUUCUGUGUGACCCAGCCCGCUAUUGACGAUGUGGAUGAUGAUUUCUUUCCCAGCGAAGAAGACAGAGAUGAUGACCAUCUGGCUAGCCAUUCCUUCGGUUACGUCUUCGCCACUAGUGGGAUUCGCCGUGUCAAGAGAGGUGAAAUGAAACAUGAAGUAGAUUGGGCUUUGAUUCGUGUACAUGGAGACAGAUUGAAAGUGGAGAACACCAUUCGUGAACAGACCACUCCUUCUGGUACAACACCUCAGCGAGGUCAAUCAACAACUCGAGACUCUUCAAGACAAAGUGAAUCCGAAAAUCUACCAGUCCUCACUUCAGUAACCCCACUUGCAAGGCUCUCUGGCCUACAUGUUCACUGCCGGGGUCGCUCAUCGGGCUUCAAGAAAGGUCGCAUCUCCCAGGCCAUGGCACUUGUCAAACUCCAUGGUCGACAAUCUUUCAGUACGAGUUGGUGCGUGGAAGGUGGGUUUGGCAUACCCGGUGACAGCGGCGCCUGGGUCUAUGAACCUGUGUCUGGCGGAUUAUGUGGUCAUGUCCUAGCCUGGGGCGACAAGAGCAAGACCGCAUACAUCGCACCAAUGGAAGUUCUUUUCGAAGACAUCAGAACACGUCUUGGUGUGAGUACUGUCGAGUUACCCGUGCCAUGCAGACCUGGAGUUGGAUCCAACAAACUCACCGGGGCGCGACAGGAUGAAAGUUCUUCUGCGCGCAACAGCGCUUCUGCUGAGUUGGCCAUGACGCUACGCAAUCUGAGGAUCGACGGUGGUGGUAAUCCUGGUGUUCAGGACACGAAGAUAAGCGUCACGAGUAAAGGCGCUGGUGCGAGUUCAGACCCACGAGAUGUUGGAGGUGUACGGCCGCUGUUCAUGGCUGGCACGGUGUCUUGA